AUGUGUCCGUUUAAGGAGCGCUCCAGUCCCAAUUUAUGCCAAACGCACGCGAGCAAUUCUUCGGCUUGUCUUUCUACCCCUUUAAGGGCAAUUCAAACGGAAAUUCAAAGAUCACAGUUGGAGAUGAAGCUGUGGCGACGCGACGAGAUGUUAUGGGGCGUUCUAACGCUCGUGAUGUUGGGGCGGAUGUCGGAGGCGACACAGCCAACUGCCGCCCCCAAUUCCAAGUGCAAAGUGUCCGAGUUCGAGUGCAGUAACAAGAAAUGCGUCCCACUGAAUCGGUACUGCAAUAACGUUAAUGAUUGCGGCGAUUCGUCGGACGAACCACGAUAUUGCACUAGAUGCAACAGGACUUAUUACGGCUUAGUGGGGAAGACUUACGAUCUGGAAUUGCACAGGCCGAAGGAGGACAAAAUCCCCUUCAUUUGCCACUUGACUUUUACGGCGGCCGGCGGCGAAUACGGCGAUCUAAUUCAGCUGACCUUCGACAGCUUCACGUUGGGUCGUUUCGUCUCGUUUACGUCGGACGGUUGUCCGGACGGUGCGUUGCAGAUCAGCGAGUCGCAACGUCCCCAGGUCGGAGGGUCGUGGUGCGGCACCUCCUGGGGUCCCGCCAUCUAUUACAGCGAAACGAAAUCGGUUGUCGUCGCAGUGAAUCUCUAUCGACUGUCCAAGGACCAGAACGGCUACAAUUUCGACUACAUCAUGGAGUACAAGUUUCUGAGGAAGAAGCUGGCGAUCGUCCGAUACGGAGGAGGAACGUUGCCGCCCCCUGCUAUGACGCCGUCACUUCCGGUUAACGAGACGGCGCCGUCUACACAACAAUUUUACGGACCGACGGCGCCCAGUCCGACGCCCGAACCCGAAUACUAUCUGGGCGAGCUGAUUGCAGGAACAUACUGUUCGAGGAUAUUCAGCGAUUGCGACCGCAAACACUGUCGAUUGCAAUCGCCCAAUUAUCCAGGCGUUUAUCCCAGAAAUCUUACUUGUUAUUAUGCCGUUAGGCAGCACGAAAUACCUCCAGGAAAACAUGCGUUGAUAACGGUACGUCAACCGAAGGGCCAACUGAUUUCGAUCAGGAGUCAGUCUGCCCUUUACGGUACUGCCAGUACGCGGGAACUAAAGGUAUGGAACGAUUGCGACGACGUUCAAGACUACGUGACAGUUUACGACGGUUAUACAACAAGAGAUCCUGUAAUUCUGAAGUUCUGCGGGGGCGGAGAACCAGUUCCGGAAGCCGUGAGCAGCGGUCACGAAUUACUGGUUGAGUUUUCCACGUCUCCGUAUGGAACGUUUUUACAUCCAACUCCUGUGCAAAGUUUGCACGGAUUUCAACUGGAAGUGGAGGUGAAGUUCGUGGACCAACAGUCGCCCACGUAUGUGAAACAGAAACGCCAGUGCGAGUUUUGGGUGAGGGGAACGAAUCGCGGUAUUUUGGAAAGCCCCCUUCAUUCGUUGCCCGCCAACACCACAUGCCUUUAUCAUCUUCAAGGGUUGGACACCGGAGUUUCGCCUUCUCCCGUUCCGUUUCGACCUUUGGCGCCGAGGUAUCCGGACUGGAGGCACGUCGGCAUGAUCCUUCCUCCACCCAGAUAUAGAGUAUGGUUGUCGGUGGUGAAGUUUCAAUCUGCUCUCACCCCUGCGUGGGAUCCUCAAAAGACGGGGGAGAUUUGCAGGAGUUAUUUGAACGUUUGGGACGGACAACUUUGGGCUCCUACCAACUGUAACGACUUUUACUGCGGAAUGUCAGUGGGCAAAAAGGAUAAGACGUCGAAGUCGGCGUUCUCGGCACCGCCGCCGGGCACGGUGAACGUGGUGGGCGCGGGCGUCGGCGGCAAGAAGAACGUGACGCUGCUGGCGCGCUAUUGCAGGGAGCACGUGCCCCGCAGCUGCGACCAUUCGCUGCUCGCCAACGACACGCGCCACCCCCGGCCCUGCACCCUCAAGGAGAGUUUCCUGACCACCGGCGACAGCCUCACGCUGGAACUCAAGCUUGCCGACAGCACUGCUCUCAGACCAGUUCAGUUUAAAGCGAUGUACGAGUUUGUGGAUCUGCAUCUAGAUGGAGAACCGUACGGUGAUGGCCCUUGUUCGAGGAGGUUCAGUGCCAUUUCUGGAGACGUACAGCAUCGGAAAUUCAAGUCGCCUCGCGACGUUUUCUUGUACGGACGCGGAGGAGCCAAAAAUAUAAGUUGCGUGUAUCGAUUCGAGGCGCAGAAAAACGAACGAGUCAAGAUAACAAUAACGAAUAUGACGGUAAAAAAUCGCGCCUGCACUACCGUCAUCAGCAAGGACACUGACCGUCUGGAGUGCAGGGGCAACGGCUCAGCGGCCGUCCGUUUCUACGACGUACCGUGGCAGGACGUGGUCGGCGUCCCGAGGGAUUGUUUGUGCGCCGUCGAUCCCGACAAGUUGCUGCCGUUCACGUACAUUUCAUCGUCGAACGUCGUUGAGUUGCGGUUCGAUGUGAACGACAUGAACGCCACGGACGACUUCAGCACGUUGCACUUCGAGGGCAGUUGGAAGUUCGUGCAGAUGCCGGUUUGCGGCAAGAAUUUGAGGAUGAGGGGUGCGAGCGGCGAGAUUCCCUUCGUCUAUCCCUUCGAAUCGGAUCAGGUCAACUGCGAAUCGUCACCACGAGUGAUCAUUCCCUCCCAAAACAAGUACUUAUACGUAAAAGUCAACGGAAUGAUAAUGAGACAAACGAACAGAUACAGAAACGGCACGAUUGCGACCACAAUUCUGACGGAUCACUGCGACACCUCGAAUCGGAUUACGGUUCAUAACGCCUUGUAUUCCGCCUUGAUUUGUCCCUACGAUUCGUACCAAAGGAGACACGUGGUGGAGGUGUUCUCGGAAGGUUGGAACCCUGAAGGACACAACGUUGGGAAGAUGGCACUAGAUGUGGUGGAGAUCGACAGACUGGGAAAGGAGUUGCCCAGAACCGUGAUAGUAGAGUUUCACGGAAAAGAACCAGGAUCUUAUUCCGUCAUGUGGUUGGAGUUGAGCAAAAGGAGAGACGUCCCGCCAAAUGGUCUGGGAUUAUUCAUGAUGAAACCGGAUGAAUGCCAGUACAGAUGUCCAGAAUUGGAUGCCUGCAUUAACGCUACGGUUUGGUGUGAUGGCGUGGAAGAUUGUCCCUCUGGCAUUGAUGAGGCUCUAACCCAUUGCUCUAUUAUCCUCCAGCUUCCGCCGCUCUAUUUGUUUUUAGGAUCCGUUAUCCUGAUGGUCUCCAGUUUUGGAGUGUGUUUCGGACUGUGGAAAAGUUGUCGCAGAAGACCAAGAUCGAUCCUUCAGACACGUUUGCAGAGUCUUUCGUCGGACACCGCGAUUGUCGACGAGAAGGGGAUUAUAUGCAGCUGACACAGCGACAAUUCUGUGCGUUACGUCGAAGUGGACAGGGUCACCACGGUGUGACAUCUUCCCAAAACGGUGCACAGAAUUGUCUCGAUGGUGAUCUGAAAUUCGGACGAAAUUAUGAAAAAUCAAAAAAUUAUUCAAAAAAAUAAUAUUAAUAAUAAUAACACAAUCCGAUGACGAGGACUUUUUAUACUCGACGAUUUACACGGACCAAAUAAUUAAGCGAAUUUUAUAGAAAUGUGAUUCAAUUUCGUGUAGGGCUUAAUUCAUGAUAACAAUUUUAGAUAUCAAGUGAGAUGAGUCUAUUAGAUGGUCACAGUCUUGUGACCGUUUCAAAAAUUAACUGUUGCAUUUCGGGGCGUAUUAAGCAGGGUGCAUUAUAGAUUUUAUAUAUACAUAGAAAGUUAACAGAUUAUUUAGUGAAAUUAAAUUAAAAUUAGGGUAGGAAAUUUCGAAAAACAAAAAUGUAGGCUUUACUCAUUACAAUUCAUAGAAAUUUCAUUACUAUAAAUAAGUAGAUAAAUGCAUGCGUUUAAGUUCUAGGAACUUCGAAUUUAAUGGCUAAAGCUUAUAUUCGAAUUUUAGCAAAAAGUACCAUUAAACUUGGUGAGAUUGAUUAAAAAAUAUUGCUACAAGCUUAAUUACACACAUGUUAAAUCUCACCGUUUUCAGUUGUGAAUUUUAAACGUUUUCAGUUGUGGAAAUAUUUUUCUUAGGCACUGUGUCAAACAGACACAAUGACUGAAUACACGAGUUGUACAUAAAAUGUGAAAAUUAGAGAAUCAAAACAAUUUAUGUGGCGAAAUUCCAAAGUUUCACUAGGAAACGUCACAUAAACUAGCGAUUAACAAUAGGAAAAUAUUUAAACAAAUUAUUAAAAUUAGAAAUGUCGGUCUGUUCCGGAUGUAAAUAAAUUUGAGAAUGGUUUAAUAAUUUUGUUUUUGAGAUGGGUGAAGAAAUUUAAAGAAAUGGAUAAACAGAACUAAAGAAAUUUAAAAAAAAUCACUGCCAUUUCUACAUAAACUUAAAUAAUUCUGUUAAAAAGAAUAUUCAUCAUCUCAAAAACAAAAUCAGCUUUUGUUCGGACAGAUCGGACAAAACUGAAGGUUGUUGAUAACGGAAAAUUUUAUAUUAAACCCGCAUUCAUUAAACGCAGUAGAUUAAUUUAAAUAAUUAACUAACAUUAGCUAGUUAAACACGUGAAGAGUUUGUGAUGUAGAUACAUUUAACAUAUUCACCUUUCUAUACUUUCCAGCCAUGUUAACUUUAUCUACAACAAUUUCCAAAUCGACAAACAUACUGAACAACACAGACCCGACGAAAAAAACAAAAGAUUUAAGAUGACCAAUCAAUUUUCAGCAUUGGCCUCAAAUUGAUCCGUAAAAACACGCAUAAAAUGUUCGUUUUUCUUUCAUUGUGCACAUCAAUUCAUGCGUCUGUGAUAUGAAAAGUGUUUGUUUCAAGGUGGAAAAAGUCACUCGGUGAGAUAUACUGCCAUUUCCGGUCUAAACCGGACAUAAUAAAAAAGGAAUAGGAUUGUUUUAAUCUGUGAUCCAGUUAUGUUCACGCAUGCCCUUUCUUUCCUUUGCCACGUCCGUUUUGAGUUGAGUCUUCCCAUCAAUUCAUAUCUGUGAUACGAAAACGUCGCUUCGUUCAUCGCAUUCACGAAAACUAGUGACUUUUCCGAAUAUUCCGAAAUACUGAAAAUACACCAAUUUUUCGGCUACGUCAUCGUUGUUCAGUAUCAAAAUUAACCAGAAAACAAGUGUUAAUUUUUUUUCUGGUUAAAAAGACAUGUGUUCAAUCUAAAUCUAAUCUUAAAACUUCAGAUGCAUAUCAAUGUUCGAGGCAAUGAAUAUGCAAAACGCAUUACUGCCAAAUAAACACUGCUUAGAUGGCAACAAAAUAUUAAAAAAAAAAAUUCGUAUGAAUAUAACGGCUAACUUUUGUAUAUUUUUGGAAAUAUUUAACAGACGAGUUGAUUUGAACACUUCACUUUUCAUUUGUUGACAAUCGCGUAGCCAAAUAUUCAUAUCAACAAGAAACGGGGAAAGGUGUUGGUGAAAUGAUUGAUUGUCUACAAUAACAGCAAUAACACAAUAACAAACCGAAAUUAUACUGCCAUUUGACGGGUCGAAUAUGUAGACAAACGAAUCGUUUUUGUUGGCACGUUUUCGAUGUUUAAAAAAACACGUUCACAAAAAACAUUGCCAUUUUCAUUGUAUAUAAUAUUUAAAUAAAUUUAAUGAUGUUGAGUUAAGUUAUUGAGAAGUUAUUAUAAAUGAUUAGCGCAAAGUCAGGUGGACUGACAAUAAGUUAGUGAUCUUUAGUCUAAACAAUAAAACAAUUCCUAUUUCAUGAAUUUUGUUACGAUGAGAGUUGAGAGGAGUUUAAUAAAGGGUGUUGUGAUUGUUUUAAAAUAAAAUUAUU
Molecule: messenger RNA, 5790 nt
Organism: Aethina tumida (small hive beetle)
Lineage: Eukaryota; Metazoa; Arthropoda; Insecta; Coleoptera; Nitidulidae
Exons: 15
Coding region: 1-3363 (1120 amino acids)
Cellular component (GO): plasma membrane
Molecular function (GO): protein binding
Source: RefSeq, a predicted model, not a curated record